Messenger RNA from Phragmites australis (common reed), 1306 nucleotides. RefSeq names its product MADS-box transcription factor 18-like. Bases 144 to 902 code for a protein of 252 amino acids. Gene Ontology annotation, cellular component: nucleus. Gene Ontology annotation, molecular function: RNA polymerase II cis-regulatory region sequence-specific DNA binding; protein dimerization activity; DNA-binding transcription factor activity, RNA polymerase II-specific. The record is from RefSeq and is a predicted model, not a curated record. The transcript has 8 exons. Lineage: Eukaryota; Viridiplantae; Streptophyta; Magnoliopsida; Poales; Poaceae. Gene Ontology annotation, biological process: positive regulation of transcription by RNA polymerase II.
CCUCCCCUCCUAGUUUCCUGCGCACCACACUCGAGUCGAGAGCCACCUGAUCCUUCUUCCUCUUCCUCCACACCGACACACGGCGUCGCCGUCGCCGUAGCCAUUGCUGCGCCGCGAUCGAGCGGGAGGGCGGAGGUGCGGAGAUGGGGCGCGGGCCCGUGCAGCUUCGGCGGAUCGAGAACAAGAUCAACCGGCAGGUGACCUUCUCCAAGCGCCGGAACGGGUUGCUGAAGAAGGCGAACGAGAUCUCCGUGCUCUGCGACGCUGAGGUUGCUCUCAUCGUCUUCUCCACCAAGGGAAAGCUCUACGAGUACUCCAGCCAUGCCAGUAUGGAAGGCAUUCUUGAGCGUUACCAGCGUUGCUCAUUUGAAGAAAGAGAAGUACUGGAUCCAAGUACUGAAGACCAGGCAAAUUGGGGAGAUGAAUAUGGCAGGUUAAAAUCCAAACUUGAUGCCCUUCAGAAGAGUCAAAGGCAACUGUUAGGAGAACAACUGGAUCCACUGACCAUAAAAGAACUCCAACAAUUGGAACAUCAACUGGACAGUUCUUUGAAGCAUAUAAGAUCAAGAAAGAAUCAGCUCAUGUUUGAUUCAAUUUCUGAGCUUCAGAAGAAGGAGAAAUCACUUACAGAUCAAAAUGGUGUCCUGCAAAAGCUCAUGGUGGCAGAGAAGGAGAAAAGCAAUGCUUUAAUGAUUACACACCUCUGGGAGCAGCCAAGUGGAGCAUCACCAAGCUCACCGUCACAGUCACCGGCAACGGUUCCAGAUUCUAUGCCAAUUCUAAAUAUUGGGCCAUGUCAACCUAGAGGAGCAGAUGAGGAAUCUGAACUGGAACCGUCUCCUGCUCAAGUAAACAGCGGCAAGCUGCCACCAUGGAUGCUCUGCACUGCCAGUAACAGAUGAGUUCUUCCAGUGCCGUUUGCGGUUCAACUCGACAGCAACACAACAUCAUCGACACACUUCGAUGACCCAGGCAUCCGCCGUUGCAAGAUCCAUCUCGAUCCAGUGAUCCAGUACCAACAUAAUCACUAAUAAGAUCAGGUCCCGUCAACGCAUUUACAAGGUGAAUGAAAUCUGGAGCUUUUGUUCACCGUUAUAUUGUGUUUCGUUCUUGCGUUUACUGGCACCCAUUUUUUUCUCCGACUAACGAGCUCGGUCUUGUGGUUGGAGAUUCUACCGCUUUGUGUUGUUUCCUCUGUGCUGUGUAUGCUUUAACGGAGCUGUGGUAUGUUUCCUUGGUCGUGACGUUUUUUGUGUUCAUCAUCUGCAAGAAAAUAGAAGGGCACUCUCUUCUCUUCUCUCCGAAA